Molecule: messenger RNA, 138 nt
Organism: Acaulospora colombiana
Lineage: Eukaryota; Fungi; Glomeromycota; Glomeromycetes; Diversisporales; Acaulosporaceae
Source: the annotation of a GenBank genome assembly
GCCAAGCACGCCAUCGCUUAUCGGACGUGUGCCUGCCCGGCUCUUCUAGGCCAGAGGGCACUAGGUCAAACUUGCCACUUCCAUUCUUCUUCUUUUAUUUCAAAGGAUUUCUCAGCUGAUAUGACCGCCGAAUUACCU